AUGAGUUCACCAAGUAAAGAAACAGAAGAGCCCUCUUCGGGCAAUGAGGAAGUGGCAAGUGCCGCAGGAGGCAGCGGUGACUCAAACGCAGACAAACGACCGCCCGCUAAGCGGCAAAUUUCCACAGCAGUUAUUGAAAUAUCAGACACUGAUAGCGACGAUUCCGACGUUUGUGCUGUUAUUUCCUACCAGGCGUCUGCUGAUGAAGUUAAGAGAAUUAGACGAGAUUAUUCCUCGUCGUCAUCAUCAUCUGACUAUAGCUCAGAUUCAGAUUCUCCAUGGGAGGAUGACUCGGUAGUUAUAAAAGAUAAAAUUUCCGAAAAGGUAGUUAAAACACAACUGAAUCCUAGAGCUAAUAGAAUGGAUGAUCCUAAACUGAACCCUGCCUUAAAGUCACAAGAUGUUAUAGACAAAGUAAAAUCGUAUUGGGAAGAGGAGAAAGAUUAUACAAGUAAAGAAGUUACACUAACAUGCGACCCCUUCCGCUUGUGCCGGCUACAGGGGCUUCUGGAGAACCCAGAUAUCAUAAAUAAUAUUGUUGACGACAUGAACACACUGGAUUGGUCGAGGAAAAAAAUGGAUCUUUAUGAAUUCCAUCAAACAACAGAUUUAGCUAAUUUAACAUGGCAGCGUAGCAUAAGAGGAAUUUAUGACAUGUUGAAGACUGAAAUUAUGACUUGGGUAUCCCAAGUAACAGGCCUAGAGCUGACGUCGGUGUCGGCCUCAUGUUCGCUGUACGGGCCUGGGGACCACCUGCUAGUUCACGAUGACCGGCUCGGCGACCGGCGCGUCGCUUUCAUACUAUACCUGGCGCCCUGGACGCCUCGUGCGCCUCCGCCUCCGCCUCUGUUGCAUAAUGGGGCCGGGGAUAGACCAGUUAACCUACAAGUGUCGUCCACUCAGGAGCUGUGCGGCGACGGCUGGCGGCCGCACAUGGGCGGUGCGCUGGAGCUCUUCUCGUGCGACGAGGCGGGCCCGGCUCGCGUAGCGCUGCGGGCCUACCCCGCUAACAACACGCUCGCCUUCUUUGCCGUCGGCCCCAAAUCCUUCCACCAAGUGGGCGAGGUGCUGUCGCUGGAGCUGCCGCGGCUGUCCAUCAACGGCUGGUUCCACGGGCCGGCGCUGGCGCCCGCGCCCGCGCCCGCCGCGCCGCCGCGCGCGCUGCCGCCGCACCAGAGGCCGGUGAGUGCGCGGCUUGUGCUGUUGAACCAGUGGGUGGAGAGCACGUACCUGUCGGCGCGGGUGCGCGCGCAGGUGCAGACGCAGAUGGAGCGCGCCAGCGAGGUGUGCCUGCGGGACGUGCUGCAGCCGGCGCGCUGCCGGGCGCUGCUGGACGCGCUGGAGGCGCCAGACGUGGAGUGGGAGCGCUGCGGGCCGGCGCAGCAGCGGCGCUACUGGCGCGUGGCGGAGCGCUGGCUGGCGCGCGAGGCGGCGGACGAGCCGCACGCCGUGCGCGGCCUGGCGCGCCUGCUGGGCGCCGCGGCCUGGCUGCGCCUGCUGGCCGACUUCACCGACCUGCCGCUGGCCGCGCUGCGCCGCCUGGAGCUGCAGCGCUGGGCGCCCGGCGACUUCACCUUACUGCCUCCGCGCGAACACUACCAACAAGCGCGGCUAGAAGCUGUGCUAUACCUGGGCGUGCCCACGCACCCACUGUGUGGCGGCCAGACUAUCUACGUGGCGCCCGAGGGCGACCCAGAGGAGGGCGCCCUAGUCACCCUGCCCCCCAUACACAAUGCCCUCAACCUCGUGUACUGCGACACGGGCGCCGCUUCCUUCACCAAAUACCUCAGCAAGCUCACGAUGGCACCCGACGAACACUUCUACAUCGCCACUUGUACGUACACCGAGUGACGCGGUCGUCCGGUAGUGUC
This is a messenger RNA of Melitaea cinxia (Glanville fritillary), 1871 nucleotides long. It is a transcript of the gene sud1, whose product is annotated as prolyl 3-hydroxylase sudestada1. Gene Ontology annotation, biological process: regulation of translational termination; peptidyl-proline hydroxylation. The record is from RefSeq and is a predicted model, not a curated record. Gene Ontology annotation, cellular component: cytoplasm. Gene Ontology annotation, molecular function: iron ion binding; peptidyl-proline dioxygenase activity; L-ascorbic acid binding. Bases 1 to 1851 code for a protein of 616 amino acids. NCBI's taxonomy places the organism in Eukaryota, Metazoa, Arthropoda, Insecta, Lepidoptera, Nymphalidae. The transcript is spliced from 9 exons.